CGCACCGGCACCAGCGAGCCAAUCAGAAUCCCCCCUCAGUGUUUUUGUCUGCUCUCCGGCUGAACGGUAUUUCAGUGAGAACAUCACAACCUGUCUUCCUCAUCAUGGCCUCUGGAGCUUUGUUCCCCAGCAUGGUGUCUGGGUCCCGCGGCUCCUCCAGCAAGUACCUGGUGGAGUUCCGGGCCGGUAAGAUGACCAUGAAGGGCAGCACGGUGACCCCUGACAAGCGCAAAGGUCAGGUCUACAUCCAGCAGACCGACGACUCCCUCAUCCACUUCUGCUGGAAGGAUCGGACGACCGGGAACGUGGAUGAUGACCUGAUUAUCUUUCCUGAUGACUGUGAGUUCAAACGGGUGAACCAGUGCACCACCGGACGAGUCUAUGUGCUGAAGUUCAAAGCUGGCUCCAAAAGACUCUUCUUCUGGAUGCAGGAGCCAAAAACCGACAAAGACGAGGAGCACUGCCGUAAAGUGAAUGAGUAUCUCAACAACCCGCCCAUGCCCGGUGCCCUUGGUAGUGGCGGCAGCGGAGGACAUGAUCUGUCUGCCCUGGGAGGCGAGGGCGGUCUGCAGAGCCUUCUGGGUAACAUGAGCCACAACCAGCUCAUGCAGCUCAUUGGACCAACUGGACUCGGGGGAAUCGGUGGUCUCGGGGCUCUGGCAGGUCCAGGAUUGGCUAACCUCCUGGGCAGCAGCAGCAGCAACGUUCCUGCAGCCAGUAACUCCUCCACAAGUCCGUCCACAGCUGUCACCCCUACCUCCACCUCUACUGCCAGUCGCCUUGGCUCCACCCAGGUGCCUACCACUCCCAUCACUCCCUCCGCCACCUCGGCAGCCUCCCCGACAGCCACCACCCCCUCCACCCCUGCUGUGACCACUGCAGCGGCGGCGGGGGCAGCCAACCCCACGCAGCCCAUCCAGCUGAGAGACCUGCAGAGCAUCCUGGCCACCAUGAACGUGCCCGCCAGCGGUCAGGGAGGUGAGCAACCCGACGCUCCUCAGAGCUGA
This is a messenger RNA of Epinephelus lanceolatus (giant grouper), 1007 nucleotides long. Lineage: Eukaryota; Metazoa; Chordata; Actinopteri; Perciformes; Serranidae. The record is from RefSeq and is a predicted model, not a curated record.